UUUGUUGGUGCCUUCGCGGGCUCUAAAAAGACGGCGGACCUCAGCUGGAGCCCUCGCAUUAAUGAUGGAGAGUUGACCGAGUUUCCAACGAUCGUCCUGGAGUCCGGGUGGAGCGAGUCACAGGCCCAGUUAGAACGUGACAGCCAAUUGUGGUUCCAAGGGUCUGCUGGGGCUGUGAAGGUCGUUCUGUUGUUUAAAUUC
Tuber aestivum (summer truffle) is the source of this 201-nucleotide messenger RNA. Lineage: Eukaryota; Fungi; Ascomycota; Pezizomycetes; Pezizales; Tuberaceae. The record is from the annotation of a GenBank genome assembly.